Molecule: messenger RNA, 4284 nt
Organism: Ictalurus furcatus (blue catfish)
Lineage: Eukaryota; Metazoa; Chordata; Actinopteri; Siluriformes; Ictaluridae
Gene: csf2rb
Product: colony stimulating factor 2 receptor subunit beta
Exons: 14
Coding region: 1265-3376 (703 amino acids)
Biological process (GO): cytokine-mediated signaling pathway; immunoglobulin mediated immune response
Cellular component (GO): external side of plasma membrane
Molecular function (GO): protein binding; cytokine receptor activity
Source: RefSeq, a predicted model, not a curated record
UUCCGCUUUGCCUCCUCGUUUCUCUAUAUCUAAUUCAAAGACAGGAACGGAUAUAAACAUGUAAUGUGCUUUCUCACAAAAGUAAACAAAUGAAUAAAUCAUGUCCAAUGGAAUUUAAAGUGUGAUUUUUGAAGGGAUCAGCUGUAUAAUUCAAUUCAGUUGUAUUUGUAUAGCGCUUUUAACAAUAGACAUUGUCAUAAACAGCUUUACAGAAAUAUAGAAAUUCACGAUAUACAUUUUAAAUCGAUCAAUUGAUCCCUAAUGAGCAAGCCAUCCUCAUCUGGGUGACAGCAGAAAGUGCAAUUAUAAAUAAUUCCUUUCUAGAACUGUGUAGAACAUGUUGUACUAUUUAUCCAGCUUGUAUACAUAUUUAUUAUAAUCUCAACCAUUCUUUAAGAUCUCAAAGACCUUAACUUUCUCACCUCUGCAUCGACUGAAUGUUUUAUGUUUUUAAAAAAGGUUUCUGAGAGUAUGAAGUCAAGGCUUCUUAGGCUAUUAUACUUUGUUACUUCAUAUGGGGAGUGGGGGAAAGGAAAUUGGUUUACUAGCCCCCAUUUUUUUCUCAGUAUGAAGAAAGCUUGUGUUUUAGUAACUGACGGGAAAAGACGUGAAGAAAGUGGACUAGUGCGUCAAGGUGCUUCCCCUUUUAUGGUGUUCACGCUUCAUACCCAUUCAUCUCUAUACUGCUAAAAAUACACUCACAGCUCACAACUACACAACGAAAAGUGUAUGAUACCGAAGCACCCCUACUAAAAGGGUCAUUCACCAUGUUCUUUGCUUCGCUCACUUUGUUCUUACUUCUUUCUUCUCCCUUUCUCACACUUUCUUUUUCCGUCUCUGUUCUUUUCACCCAUGGCUAGACUCAGAAAGGGGAAAUCCUCUGACCUCCUCCUAUUCCAGGAAGUCGCAAGACUGUUGUGUACGUCCCAUCAGGAAAUAUGAUGCUUUUAGAAUUAAAUAGACUUUAUAGAAUUGUUUUUGGAAUGUAUUUAGCACAGUAGGUCGCGCUUUAAUAACAACCGAAGACCAAGAAACACGUCGUCACGUGACGGUGAAUGGAGUGAAGCACGCGCUGGAUUUCCCGUUAGUGCCACUAUGGGACACACAGCUCACACACGAAGGAAGGAGGGGUGUUUACUGAACGCUUGGUGUAAGGAUCCAUGAGAUAAGAAACCCUUGGUAUUAAUUUCAUUCAUUUUAAGGUUCUCACACAGGCCGUAACAUUUUGAAAUUCUGGCCUCUCUGGCGUCCCACUCCGAAUACAAUGUUCCCCCUGAGGACACUGCUUACUGCAGCACUGCCUCUGCUGGUCCUGAGCUCCAAUCCUGAGCAGUGCGCUUUGCAAUUCUCUACUCAUCCCAAUUAUCCUAUGCUGGCGUCGCUGCAGUGCUAUAAUGACUUCACCACUCAGAUACGCUGUACCUGGGAGGAGAAGCCACACACACACUUACACAUACCAUUCACCAGGGGAAAUCCGUGUGUCCCUGAUGGUCCUGGUGAGCUUCAGUCUAGUGGAAAGCUGAACUGGAGUUGUGUUUAUAAAAAUGAAGUGUUUAGUCUGGGCAGUCAUGUCUUCUCCUUCAACACAUCCUGCCCUUCUAAAAUGACAACUUUUAAUAUAGCUGCAAAAGGCAAGCUCCUGCCCCCGACUAAUUUUUCAGAGAAAAAAGAGAAUGAUGGCAAUCGACUGCUGAGCUGGAGCAGCCCGUAUCCUCCCUUAUCCCCUCUCACACUAAAUCUUACCUACCAGCUCAAGUACAGAAGACAUGAACAUGAGUGGAUUGUGGUAGAUGAUCUCAAAAUCCCAAUGUUUGUGAUCAAGAGUCAGGUGCUCUUACCGGGCUACUCGUAUGAGGCCAAGGUGCGAGUGCGAGGUGCUGUAGGCCUGUGGAGUGACUGGAGCCCCAAAGUGGUCUGGAUGACGGAGGAAGCAGAAGGUGUCAUUAACCUGCAGUGUGUAAUUAAGGAAGGCGGGGUGAUGUGUAGUUGGCAGGUGAAGAAAAGGCAGGCCGUGUUCCUCUUGUAUCACCUGUGUGGCCACAUCAAUGGAACAGGAUUGAAAUGUAACCACUGUGACAGUCACGCUGAGCAUCCUCACUCGGGAACCUUUCUAGAAUUUACAUGUUCACUGGAUAGCUCGCAACCUGAACUGCUGAGCAUGGAGAUCAGAAGUUUACGACAGGCCAAGAAGUUUAGUAACCCUGAAAACAUUAAGCCACCAUGUCCAUCCAAAUUCUGGGCACAUAAGAAGGAUGAUGUUUGGAAGCUGAGAUGGACCCGACCUAGUGUUAAUGAAAAACUCACGCUCUGCUAUCAGGUGUACCUCGAAAGCAAUGACACAAAGAAUAAGGUGGACUUCAAGGUCUCUGAAGCAGAUCUCAGUGCAGAUGUUCCCUCCAACCUGUGGCCCUCUACAGGCUACAUGGCUAUGGUGAGAGCACUUCCUUGCAGAAAGUUUGCUGGACUACCAUCUGACUGGUCUGAUCCCAUAUUCUUCACCACUGAUCCAGCUCCCUGGACCAACACCAUAAUUUACGUCUUGAUAGCUGUGUUAGUGGCCGUGCUUUUCAUCAUCUUGUAUAAUGCCCUUCCAGCCUGCCACAGGAGAUUGGUACUGUGGAAUGUAUCCAUUCCCUCUCCCAUUAACAGCAAAGUCCUGGGGGAAAUGAGCAGUAAGAAAUGUUUUGCUGGCGAGGCCAAUCCAUACACUGACAGUGAGAAAACCUGUGUGUUCAUCAUACAGACCUCAGAUAACCCUAUCAUCUGUAAGGGCAGUAUCUCUGAGUACCCACUCCUGACAUGCAGCAAUGACAUGGAUGUGGGCCUUGGCAUGAGCGAAUCAGGGUGGCCACAAGGUUCAAGCCACUCGUCUGUAUUUUCAGAGGGGUGCAGAAUGAAAGACAAAUCUGGCAUAAGCUUCAUCGGACCUUACAUCCUCUGCCGUGAGGACUCUUCAGUGACAACUGAAACUUCAGACACGUUCUUCUCUUCCCUCUUAACUUUCGAUGAUGAUGAAAGAUAUGUUUCUGAGAGCCCCAAGGAUUCUUUGCCAAUAAAAGGAGGCUAUGUUAUGUCCCCGCCCAAAAAUACAUCAGAAUGCUCAACCCCAACUGAGAGAACAGAGAACAGAGAGCCCAGGAAGUCAGAGCUCCCUGACGAUGAUCCCCCGGCAUACACCCCAAGCCCAACUGCGGGGUCCAGUGCCAUGUUUUCUCACCCAUCUGGAUACUGCCUGAUGCCCAACAUGGAGACUGUUGCAGCAUGGGUGUCUUCUUCUGUCCCACCACCAGAGGGCAACACAGAGAGAAUGUUGCAUGAGAUACAGGGAGAUUUACCUGAGCGCAGCUAUGUGACACUUUCUGAGCAUGCACUCUAAUACAUUCUGUUUCAGUCAUAAGGCCAUGAAUUAAUAUAUUGAGGCCAGAAGUUAAUAUUUCGGGGCAACAAAUCUGGUGUCUUGCCCAUGCAUUGUGUAAACAUUUUGAAACUAUGACUUCAUAUGUUGUGGGAACAUCAUACUUAAUACAUGGCCUAUAGAUAACAAUUUGGCAGGAACAGGCAAAACAAUUAUUUGAAAAUUCACUGAAGAUGAUGUGGACUAAUGGUACAUCCACAACACAAUACCUGUGACUCCAGUAGGUCUUUGUGCAUUAUUCCAAGCUUGAUGUCAAGGAGAGGUUCCUGUCACCACAAAGCUCUAAAUCAGUUGAAUUCUGUGUGUCUCACUCAUUUUAAUUUAAUAGCCGUCAUGAGUUCAGUAUUUUCUGCCCACACAACUGAUCUUGAGAAACUUAAUUCAUGGCCUUAAUAUAGUCCUUUGUGGCCAGUUCUUAUAAAAACUAACCACAAUGUCACUUCUCUGUACACAGUUCUGUAUCUAUGAAUCCAAAGAUAAUAUUUGACUUACAACUGGCUAAAAGCCCAUUACUCUUUUCUCUGCAAGUUAAUGGGCUAAUUCGUAUACGGUAAAAAUGCAAGUAGUAGCUGUUUUUCUGUAUCAUACCAUGUUGUCCAGCAGAUGGCACUGCUGGAGGACUUUAUGAGACCGACAUGUAACUUUUAUUCUCUUUCUGUCUCUGCAUUAUGUUGCACACUGAGUUAUGUGAUUAUUAAAACUGUAGACCCUGAGCUAUAUUUACGAUAUCUGUGACUAUGAAUGUAAGCUUUUAUAUAAAGAACUUUUAUUUGAGGUUGUCCAAAGUGUGUUUUUGUACUUGUACAAUGCUUAAUGUGCAAUUAAUCCAAUAAAUUUGUCAAUUUAUUAAAUGAGAUAUUUACCAAAUA